Molecule: messenger RNA, 828 nt
Organism: Seminavis robusta
Lineage: Eukaryota; Bacillariophyta; Bacillariophyceae; Naviculales; Naviculaceae
Source: the annotation of a GenBank genome assembly
AAGAACAAAAACAAAGUCAAACAGCACAUUAUUUUCCAUAGAUCAUUAAUAGCUGCCACCAUGACGACUUCAACCACUACGGCAGUAGCAAACAAAUCAGAGAUGAAAGCUGAAAUUCCUCUAGGGCGAAAUGCUUCAGGACGCAGCUGGAAGAAGGUGGCAACUAAACGUUCUUCAAGUCUGACGAAAACAAAAGUAAACAAUCAAACGAAGACGUGGGAACAACGGCGGGCUGAAAAAUUGCAUCGCAAAGAAGUGCUGGAACUCCAAAAACAGUUGACAGAAGAGCGAGUGAAAGCCAUUCGAGACAAGAAGGAACGUCGUUUGGAGAAUGAAAAACGAAGAACCGAAAAUGAGUAUGAGCAUGCCAAGAAACUCUCCCAGAGCUUGAACAACUCCAAGCUAAAGUCUACGCUCAAGACCAUGUCCAAGAAACAACUGCGACAAAUCAAAAAGACAAGAGUCAACACCAAGACUGGUGCGGUCGAAUUCAUUCCUGCCUAUUCAAAAUAAGUUGGUUGUCCAUCUUUUUGAGCCUUGGGAACUUUGGUGGAUAAUGCAACGGUUAUGGUUGAUAAUGCAAAAUGCAAUGGGUACCAACAGGAUUAUGCUUCCGUACAAUAGCGGAUGCAAUCAGCCGAUGGCAAAUGGUGGGAUACUUAAUUGUACAGGUUGGAUUUCAGGUUCAUGAGUCGACAAAUUUCAAAAAGAAGCCAAGUUUUAAAAUGCAGCAACCUACACAGAUUUGGCAUCCAAGCUUGCGUUGUGCCUUCGUUAGAAUCCGUUAGAACCCACGCUGACAGGAGUUUAAGCCUAUCCUUCUAGCUA